AUGCUGUACUGCAGCCGCAUUCUUCUUAAGAUGAGGGCACCACCUUUGGGCUACAGUCGCAGGGACUUUGUGAAGAAGCUGCGCUCGCCACGUGCGUCGAAGCCAUGGCGAAACCGCAGUGCAGUGUCUGGUGGGCAGAUUGAAGUUUCGUCGAGCACAGAGGACGGCGCAGUGGGGGACCUCGUUGCACGCCCACCACUUGGCAUCCGUGACGUACGUGCGGGCACUUCUGCUGCUGUUGCUGCUCCUGGCAUGGCGGCACUGCCAGAAAGCACCACCAAUGCGGUUACUUACAACGGAGAGUCUGCGGCUGGACAUGAGAAGAGCCUAGAUGCACCGUUGGCGUCUCCACCCGCACCACUCGCCAGACUACCCUUCGGUAAGGCAUUGGAGCUGAACGUGGAGAAGGUGAAUACAUACGAGGAAGGCCCUAUUCCUUUGCACCUGCAGCAGUUCCGCCGAAGCAGGCGUGAGGCGGCGGAGUCUAUAUUACUUCCCCGCCACAUUAACCGCCUGUUUCACAAAAUCAUGGGAUGGUCUGAGGAGAUUGUCGACAUUGAGUCGGAGGGGGCAUCACUUGCCACCAGCCAAGUCGAAAGUUCGGAACCAACACAAAAACAAAACCAAGAACAGCAACAGAUGCAGAAGGAUGCACCGCUUCUGAGACGGAAAUAUGGUAAACUCGCUGAUAAGAUGAAAUAUGGCGUGCUAUUGGACAGUUACGAAAAGGAUAAGUUCGCAAUUGAGCACCAGUUGGAGAUUGCUGGGGAGCGCUUUGAGCGUAAGUUCCUGGAUUGGGAAGGCAUGCACGUGCUGGACCAAGAUCCAAGUGCCGCCAUGGAAGAGGUGCGCGAGAGCAAGAGUUCAAUUGUGAUUGAUCAUCCGUCUUCCUUCCGCAUCCCGUUUGUGAACAGAGACUGCUGCCAGGGCUGCGGGGCACUCCUCCAGGACAAGGAUGAAAAUGCGUUCGGCUAUGUCCGCAAAGGUGAUGUUGAGCGGUACAUUAUUGACCGGCAGCAAAAGAUGAAGGCCCGGGCGGCGUACGCCGACCGUAUGUCUGAGCUGCAGGCCCACUGGCAGAAGCACGGCCGCCAUGUCGGCGAGGAGUGGCUAGACUUCAUGACACAGGAGGAGUUCGACGCCUUCUACAAGGACCGCAGCGCGCCCUUCGUUUGCCACCGCUGUCACGCACUGGAGAAUCUCGGCGUGGAGGGGCGGCGGCGUGUGUGGUCGGCGCCCGACUUCACAGAGAAGUUGCGCGCCCUGCGAGAGAAGAAAUGCGUGGUAGUGCUCGUAGUCGACAUCACCGACUUCCCUGGUUCGAUGGUGUACGACCUGCCAGGGCUCAUAUCAAUGAACAAUGAUGUCAUCAUCGUGGUGAAUAAGAUGGACUGUAUUCGUAACCGUUCCUUCAACUAUACGGGCAAAGAUAGAGCCAUCGCCAGCCGCCUCGUGACAGAGCGGUACGUGCGCCGGUGGGUGACUGACAUCGCCGUGCAGUUUGGCUUGCCGCGCCACCAAAUAAGGAGCGUCAUUCCCAUUUCUGCGAAACGGGGAUGGAAUAUUGAGGCGCUCAUUGCUGCGGUAGAGGAGACGUCGAAUCUAAAUCUUACCCGCCCGAUAAAACCCAUGCCGACUUACUUUGUUGGUGUGGCGAACGUCGGCAAGUCUUCCGUAAUUAAUGCCAUUGCCCACAAGUUAUACGUCCCGCUUCCACCACACCCGGAGAGCCGCAAGGUGUAUUACACUAAAAAGUCCAGCGAUGGAUCAGAGUCAGUUUUUUGGCGCUGGCACACCCCACCCAACGUGAAUCAAGCUGAAAUGAUUGACAUUCCAUCACGCCAUGACAAGAAAGCAUCGAAGCUGCUCACCGUAUCAUCUCUUCCAGGAACAACUGUAGAGGCGAACGCAGUGCGUGUGUCGUUAACAAAGGGUGCUUCAGGUGAAUCAGCCUACCUGUUCGACACUCCCGGCCUUCUCCCACAUUGGCACCGUAAUUCUCCAUUGACACUCCUGCAAAUGCGCCGUACACUCAUUCGAAGUUAUCGCAAUCCACAGUGCUUUAUUCUUGUGCCUGGAAAUACACUUUUGCUCGGCGGUCUUGCUGCAAUCGACGUCGUGAAAGGAACAUCACGUGGAAUGCUUUUCAUGGUGUACACAUCGCAGAAGGUUCGCAGUGCCAUCAUUAACACUGAACGCUCUGACGAUUUCUGGCAGGAGCAGCUUGGAAAGGCUCUUGACCCUCCCGGCUCUCUCGAGCAACUUGGGGAGUUGCGUCUGACCGAGUCGAAGAGCUACCUCUUCGAGUGCUACCCUCGACACCGCCGCCACCCAAAGGCUGAUGUGUAUGUCUGCGGUAUUGGCUGGGUUUCGUUUUGUGUGAAUGAAGCGUGCGAUGUGGUGCUUCGGGUACGCACCCUGCCUGGCGUCAUCCACGGCAUCCGUGAGCCGCUGCGCUACAAGGACAUGAUGGCCUUCCGCGGCUGGCCCAAGUUGAAGCGGCGCUUCACCGCCGCCGGCAUGCCGGGCGGAGAGGGUGACUGGGACAAUUCCAUCGCCACUGUCGUUCGUCUCACGGCGUCCUCUGCCGGGGCCGGUGAGCCAAUAACGACAGCCGACGGUCAGACGGACAGCAGUGAGAAUAACAGUAACAGCAACAGUAAUGGUGAAAGUGACGGGGUGGGGGGUCCAGUCGCUAAAGUUGUGCACAAGGCGAUCCUCCCGCGCCACGCCCCUGCAUCAUCUGCGGCCUUCGACGCCGUGCUGGCUGACCUCGCACUGGCGGGGAGCUUACCACAGACAAAGAAAACGAGCACACAGCGGUAA
Molecule: messenger RNA, 2826 nt
Organism: Trypanosoma grayi
Lineage: Eukaryota; Euglenozoa; Kinetoplastea; Trypanosomatida; Trypanosomatidae
Exons: 1
Coding region: 1-2826 (941 amino acids)
Cellular component (GO): mitochondrion
Source: RefSeq, a predicted model, not a curated record